AUGACGGCAGCUAAGUCGCAUACGAAUAGCGGCAACGCUGGGAGGCUCUCCAAGAUUAUAAUCGUUGGCGCAGGACCAUCUGGACUAUUACUUGCAAUUUUAUUAGCGAAGCACGGAGUCAAUGUCGAGCUGCUCGAAGCCACCGAGAAACUCGACGAACAACCACGAGCCGCCCAUUAUGCCUCUCCCGCGGUAUACGAGCUUCGUCGUGCAGGUGUCAUCGACGAUGUGAUCGAACGCGGCUUCAAACCAUCAAAUGCGUGCUGGCGUAAAGCCAACGGCGAGAUCAUCACUGGAAUGAGAUUUGACGUCGUUCCUGAUGACCCCGAGCGGAUGGUCGUACUACCCCUGGACCGUCUCGGCAAGCUAUUGUAUGCCCAUCUCCAAAGACAACCGCUCGCAAAAGUUCAUUGGGGUCAUCGUGUCACGGAAAUCGGCGAGGAAAACGGAAAAGCUUGGGUGAAAGCUGAGACUACAUUAGGACCAGCCAAAUUUGAGGGUGAGUAUGUGAUUGGUGCCGACGGCGCAAACAGUACGGUUCGAAAGUUGUUAUUUGGACCGAACAGCUUCGAGGGGGAGACGUUGGACGCAGCCAUAAUUGCCACUAAUGUGAUACACGACUUUACCCAGUAUGGAUAUUGGGAUACAAACUAUAUUGUGGAUCCCAAGAACUGGCACAUGGUUGCAAAAAUAGGACGAGACGAUCAUCUAUAUCGGGUGUCCUACAGCGAAGUACCCGGAUUGACAGCCGAAGAAUAUAAGCGACGACAACCGGCUCGUUAUAAGGAGAUAUUGCCAGGAAGUCCAGAACCUUCGGAAUAUACCAUCACCAACAUCAGCCCGUACAAGUUGCAGCAACGAUGUGCACCUUCAUUCCGUAAAGGAAAGUUCGUGUUGAUUGCUGAUGCCGCACAUGUGUGCAAUCCUUUUGGUGGACUUGGUUUGACAGGAGGUAUCGCAGAUCUAGGGAGUCUUUUUGACUGUCUGAUUGGAAUACAUCAAGGCCUCGCUGACGACGACAUCCUUGAUCGAUAUGCCGAAAUCCGUCGAAAGAUCUAUUUUGACGUUAUUGAUCCUCUGUCAAGGGAAAAUUUCCGCCGACUUUGGGCUCAAGACCCGGACAAAGCAAAGGAGAAUGACGAGUUCUUCAAAGUACUCGACAGAGCAGAAAAGGAUCAAGAACUGGCAAAGGAGCUGACUUUGGGCCUGAAUAUCCUUCGACAUGACUUCACCCAUCACUUACUAGUCAACACGAUGGCUGAUCUACUUUCACGCCUUCCCCUUGAGGUCCAGCAAAUGGUCUUUGACAUCCUUCACGCGAACAGCAUCAAGGAGGAGUUGACACCUUUUCUCGUGGUGAACAAGUACUGGUUUGUCCACAUUAGUCGACGGAUCUACAGAGAGGCCAAGUUGCACACAAUCUGGCAGCUGCGUGACUCUCCAAAUGCUGAACACUAUUUGUCUAUUAUUCGCUGCUUGACUUUUGGACUCGGUGAUCAUACUUAUCAUCAUGAAAUCAUCGAAAAAUGGGCACAACCACCCCUCCACAAUCUUGAGAAGGUUUCCUUCGUGCCUGGCGCUGUGUUUCAAGGUCACGAGGUCGAUUACAUUAUUCCAUACCUUCAGCCCAGUAUUUCAACCGUUCAGUUGUUUGGUGUUCGCUGGACUUUGCAGCUACUAUCAGCAUUGCACGAGAUGUGCAAAGGUCUCAAAGAACUGAGCAUCAAGUACCCAUUCAAAGGCAAAGACUUUAGUUUCAACGCGCAAAGCUUUGACUCCUGGCUUCAAGCUUUUCCAUCACUUAGCUCCAUCUCUGUCUUCUACACGGAUGGCAAUGGAAACGAAAAGCCUGCCAGCAAUGCUUGGACCAAGCUGUUCUCUCAACCAACAUUGCGCAGUCUUUUGAAUAGACCUCUUCGCCGCCUCCGCAUCGAACACCGAUUGGAAGAUUGGAAAUCUUUAUCCAACAGCGCUGCAUUCAGUUCCUUGCGGGAGCUGAGCAUUAUUGCGAGACUCAAGGACAUUGCCAGACUAUCGGAAUUGGCAGAUUUACGAAAGCUGCAUAUUCUGGUUAAUGACGAGCCUCAAGCGGAACAGCGGGAAGUCAUCACGCCCCUUUGCUCAAUGACUGGACUGAAGUCUCUGAGGGUUAUCUUUGUCAAACUACACAAGCUUUACGCCAGCGAAGUCAUGUCGUUGACGAGUCUCUCAAACUUGGAAGAGCUUGAUAUUUUCAAUAGUCAUCAGGAAACUAUCGUCACCGACAAUAGCGAUAUCGACGACGCUAACGACGAUGAUGAGACGGAACGUCGUCGCUACACGCCCAUUCAGAUCCUGCCGUCCUUCGAUGAGAAUGACUUUGACGUGCUGGCAUCGUCGCUUCCCAAGUUGCGUCAUGUAUGCUUGUUGUUCGACUGGAUGCCAAAUAGCUACCAUGUCCUCAAAUCUGCUGCGUACCUUUGGCGUGAGCUAGAAUAUCUAUGCCUUGGCUACAACAUAGACCUCCCAGAAGCCAUAAAAAUGGCACGAAACAGCGAUGCUGUCUUUCCAUAUAUGAAGCAGUUUAUGAAGGUGCGGGCUUGUAUUGGAGAUCUGGCCCCUGACACUGAGGCCAUACGAGGCGAUCGUGAUGCUCGCUCGAAAUAUGUCGGUAAAGUCUGUCGACACCUCAAGGCCGCUUUCCCUCGGCUUGAAGGCAUCAAAUUCCGGAAAUUCACCAUCCAGGACGAGAUUCCCGACCAUCAGGAAAUCGUAAUUUCGAAGGAUAUGAUGACUGAUGCUCUUGAUGACAAAGAGCAAGGCUGGCGGUGGUCUCGUUACGGUGUAGAUGCAAAUUGGGAUUUUGGUUAUGUUGUUUGA
Messenger RNA from Talaromyces amestolkiae, 2859 nucleotides. RefSeq lists its product as uncharacterized. The coding region runs from base 1 to 2859 and encodes 952 amino acids. Gene Ontology annotation, molecular function: oxidoreductase activity; FAD binding. The transcript is spliced from 6 exons. Gene Ontology annotation, biological process: ubiquinone biosynthetic process. The record is from RefSeq and is a predicted model, not a curated record. NCBI's taxonomy places the organism in Eukaryota, Fungi, Ascomycota, Eurotiomycetes, Eurotiales, Trichocomaceae. Gene Ontology annotation, cellular component: mitochondrion.